AUGCUUCUUACUUUUCUCUUCUUCACUGCUACCGUUCAGUCAGGUUUGAGAUUAAACAGUUUCACUUUGAAAACGUUUUCAAAGUUGAAGGUAGUUCCAUUAUGUGUCAUCAAUGCGAGGGAUGGAGAGGUCAUAAGGAUGGCGGAAGUGAGAACUCUUGUCUCAAGUACAACAACAACUGUGAGACCAAUGUAUUCUGCGUCAAAAUCACAGAGCCGAUGACCAGAGAAGCCACGUACGAACCGUACAGAUCAGAAUGUUGGUGAGUUCGCAGGCAAGCAGCGAUUCGUGGCAAGAGACGAAAUCCCAAAAUCUUCCAGGCACCAAAACAACCUGGUCGUCGCUCCGGGCAACUCUACGAUCGUCCAAAACGGCUGCUACACAAUAUUCGAUCAAGCCACGCCUCCAAAACGGUACGUGCGCUCCACUGAGAAUUUGCGUUGGAACUAUUGGCAACUUUCGCCCUCUUCCAGCUGGACCUACUGCUUCUGCAACACCUCCGACUACUGUAACACUGCCGCCACCGUACUCAACCACUUUUUCGUUCUUAUUCUUAUUUUGUAUUACACUUUGCUCGAGUUUUGA
Caenorhabditis sp. 36 PRJEB53466 is the source of this 585-nucleotide messenger RNA. NCBI's taxonomy places the organism in Eukaryota, Metazoa, Nematoda, Chromadorea, Rhabditida, Rhabditidae. The record is from the annotation of a GenBank genome assembly.